This is a messenger RNA of Asparagus officinalis (garden asparagus), 928 nucleotides long. Its product is annotated as putative UDP-rhamnose:rhamnosyltransferase 1. The annotation marks the transcript as partial. The transcript has a single exon. NCBI's taxonomy places the organism in Eukaryota, Viridiplantae, Streptophyta, Magnoliopsida, Asparagales, Asparagaceae. Gene Ontology annotation, molecular function: UDP-glycosyltransferase activity. The record is from RefSeq and is a predicted model, not a curated record.
UCUGUUGAUCGGGUGAAGCUCGGGGUCGAGGGUUCUGAUGCGGUUGCGAUAAGGAGUUGUCAUGAGUAUGAAGGAGAGUAUUUGGAGUUGCUUGAGGGGUUUUACAAGAAGCCGGUUAUUCCCGUCGGGCUCCUGCCGCCAUCGCCGACGGGUGAUUUGGAGGACAAGGAGGGAGGGUGGAGGGAAACUUUCGGUUGGCUGGAUAAACAGAAGGCCCGGUCGGUCGUGUUUGUUAGUUUCGGAAGCGAGUACAAAUUCAGCCCGCACGAGGUCCGCGAGAUAGCCCACGGGCUGGAAAUGUCUGACGUCCCUUUCCUGUGGGCCUUAAGGUGGCCUAGCUGGCUCACCGGCGAAAUCAGCGAAGCACUGCCCGAAGGCUUCACGGACAGAAUAAAUGGGCGGGGGAUAGUUGAAGUGGGCUGGGCCCCGCAAUUGGAGAUCUUGGCCCAUGAAUCCAUCGGCGGGUCGCUAUUCCACUGUGGGCUGGGCUCGAUCGUGGAGUCGCUCAGGCACGGGCACAUGCCCGUGCUCAUGCCGCUCAUAUUCGACCAGGGUUUGAACGCUAGGUUCCUCGCGGAGAAGGGAGUCGGGAUUGAGGUCGGGAGGAACGAGGACGGAUCUUUCAGUAGAGACGAGAUUGCCAAGUGUUUGAGGGUAGCGAUGGUCUCUGAUGAGGGGGAGGCGCUAAGAGCAAAAGCAAGGGAAAUGGGAGCUAUGGUUGGCGAUCAAGCUCUUCAUGAUGAUUAUGUGAAGAGGUUUGCAGAGUAUCUUGUUUGUAACGCUGGCAAUAAAGUCUGAUGCUUAAUUGUUGGAUCUUUAAGUGGGCAGCUUAUGAUGUCCUUACAGUGAAGCGGUAGUUAAUAUAGUUGCUCUUUCCUCUAUUUUAGUUUAAUGAUGACUAUAUAUACCAAGCUACUGGUUUCCGUGA